Phaedon cochleariae (mustard beetle) is the source of this 1441-nucleotide messenger RNA. Lineage: Eukaryota; Metazoa; Arthropoda; Insecta; Coleoptera; Chrysomelidae. The record is from the annotation of a GenBank genome assembly.
CGACAAACACGUCAAACAGACUUGCGACUUUUACGGAAAAAUAUUAAGGAAAAUAAAACAUGUUCCCCGCGAAUUUCCAUUCGAACGGUUCGUCGGAAAACAUUUCCAGAUACGUGACAGGUUCUUCCGAAUUGCUGGUACCGGGCAGAGUGACAGCUGCUGCCGGUAUACCGCAAGGUACCGCGACAGUGCCCAUAGAACCUUACAAACUGCUCGGACACACGGACGUUCAACAGAUUUCGGUCGCAUGUACCAAAGGCGGCACCAUAGAUCUUGACGAAAAGUACAAGGACGUUUGGAGCCCAAUCACUCACUGGAUUCGAGCGAUACGUCUUUCGGACGACUGUCAUUCGUAUAACGUGCAGCUGAAGCUGCAUGCCGUCUCCAAUCAGGCUGCUGACAGGCUUCCGAAGCUGAUGCUUCAAGCCGUCAGGCCUGUAGAAGCGGGCCAGGAAUUAUUGUUGUGGUUUUCCGAGGAUGUUUUGGCGACUUUGCAAAUUGCCUUUUUGACGCCUGCCAAUAUACAGGGCCAGAAAAAAUACGUGUGCAACAGAUGUUCCGCUCUGUACGAGUCUCCCAAUCCUUUGAAACUUCACAUAACUUUAGGUUGCGGCAAGCUGCCCAUCUCCUCUCUCUGGCAAAAACUCUCCAACUUCAUGAACCAAACUCUCCACGUAUCUCCGCCUACCAUCGACUUCCAAUUGACCCUUCCGAAAUUCUCCGACAAACAAAAAAAACCGAUAGACCUGACGACCAACACCGCUGGAGUAUCAGGGAGCCCACUAUACAGACCCUACGAAAAAGACUACUCUGUAUCGGCGUUCAAACCGUUCCGGAAAGAGGAAAACGUCACCAUCGGCCAGCAAGCCGUCCAGAUCUCGCCCGCCUCGAUGUGCUUCGAUCCGCGCCUGCGCCUCCAAGUGCCACCUGUUGCCUACAACGACGAGGCGCAUAUCGAGACCUUGGUGAGCAGUUUGGGCAGGUCGAGACAGGGGCACGUUUGCCUGUAUUGCGGCAAAUGCUAUUCGAGGAAAUACGGUUUGAAGAUUCACAUUAGGACGCACACUGGAUACAAGCCGCUGCACUGCAAAUACUGCAGCAGGCCGUUCGGAGAUCCCAGCAACCUCAACAAGCACGUGAGGCUACACGCUGAAGGCAACACCCCUUACAAGUGUGAUCUAUGCGGGAAAAUUUUAGUGAGAAGAAGAGACUUGGAGAGGCAUUUGAAAUCGAGACAUUUGAUCGAAACGCAUCCCGGAAUGAAUCUGCUUCCAGAUUCGCCGGAAAGCAAAAAAGAGAUCAGCGAUGAGGAGGCAAAAAUUAGCGUCACGUGAUAUUAUCUUCAGAUUAAUUCAAUAAAUUGUAAAUAUGAAAUAUACUUAUAUCGUUCCCAGAAAAAUAUUGCCUCAGGUGUUAUUUCUGUUAGCUUGGUAUAUAUGGC